GCCCUCCUGGAUGCCGCUGUUCCAAAUAAACUGCAUCGUUUCGCCGCCAGAUGCCUCCACUAUGGCUGCGAAAACAACGUCGACUUCCUCGUCAUGGAAGACCUAGCGCAUUCAGGCUUCAAGAUGGCGGACCGGAAACGAGGCCUGGGCCUGAGGCACACCCUCCUCGCCUUACGAAGCCUCGCUCGAUUCCACGCCGCCUCGCACGCGCUCCUACGACAGCAACCGGAACUAGCCGACGGUUACGACAACAUGUGGCGGAAACCCAACCACAACAUGAGCGAGUUCAUCCAAGGGCUGGUGCAGUCCGCCGCGGAUGUAUGUCGCACGUGGAGUGGGUUCGAGAAGUUCGUUGAUAUACUCGAGAAGUUGAAGAUCUCACACGUGGCGUCACCGGCUGUGGAUAUUCAGUACUUCCUCUCAACAAGCGUCAGCGAGGACGUUUACUUCCAUCACCGAGACCUUCUCCUUCGCGAGUACCUCUUCUCUUUGGAAGAAACAUUGCAACUCCUUGGAAUCAAGGCCCCGCCGUGGGAGGCGUUCCUAGCUGCCAUGGAUGAGCACGGAAUCAUGGCUGUGUUUGGCGCUCUGUGCAUCAAGCCCAUAGCCCUGACACACAGCACUCCCGACCUCGAAGCCAGCAACACAGGGGACCAUUCGGGCAUCGCUUUCAUGUAUCAGACUCCUCGCAUCAAACGCUGGCUGCAAACCACACUCCGGGAGUUCAGCCGCAAGGGCUGGCUGAAGGACGAAUAGAGACUCGAAACGAAACAAUCCUGAGUUAAGGAGAUGAUUUCUACAAUUACAUUUAAGUUUCCGAUUCAUUUCCGAUUAUAAAUGUAAA
Gryllus bimaculatus (two-spotted cricket) is the source of this 844-nucleotide messenger RNA. Lineage: Eukaryota; Metazoa; Arthropoda; Insecta; Orthoptera; Gryllidae. The record is from the annotation of a GenBank genome assembly.